UUCAGGUAACUACGCGUACGAUGAGCCAGGGCAUUGAGAACACCAUUGUGCGCACAUACUCCAAGCUCAUCUGGGCCUCAAGGCGGUGUGACACUGUACUUUGAGGGUGAAUACCAAAGGACAUCUAACACUAACAGGGGAGGACCACACGGAUGGGCGCAAUCAAUUUAUACACCCUCUUGUGGUCAUUCUCCACUUACACAAGUUGAUAUUCGUGACUAGAAUUUGCUACUCUCGUGGUGUCUUGGACAGAAUUCAUCAAGCUCUUGUCUCGACCAAGAUAAAACGGACGAAAAAACUCAGAUCCAGUUUGAGAGUGCUUGUAAAUGAGUUGAUUGGUCAAGUGACAACAUGUCAGAGGACAAGAUUGAUCAGGUCCACGCCGCAGUGGGACAAUUCGGGAAAUGGCAAGCCAUGCUCAUUUCCGUGGUGGCCACAGCGGUUAGCACGCCAACGGCUUGGCACAUCUUGGCUCAGGGUUUCUUGUCCAAGACUCCUGACUUUACGUGCGAUAUCCAAAACCAAUCCGGAGCUUUCUCUUCGAUAGAGGAGUGGAAUAAAUUCAGCAGUCCCUUGGGAGUCAAUGAAGAUGGACGUCAAAGCACGGAACGGGAAAUAUGCCAAAUAUACAAUUUCAACUACGAUCAACUUGAUAGCGAGCAAGUUCAAACUCUUGAUCUGGCCAAGGAGCCCUAUUUGAAUUUGACGGGUUGUCCCAGCUUUUGGUAUAACACCACUGUUCGAACCAUUGUGACUGACUUCGAUUUGGUUUGUGAGAGGAAAUAUCUCGUGACCUUGGCCCAAUCAGUCUUUAUGAUCGGACUAACCUGUGGGUGUGUCGUAGCCGGACAUGUAUCGGACAAGAUCGGAAGACUGAAAGCCAUAUCCUUGUUUGGGGCCUUGCUGUUCAUCUCGGACUUGGCCAAUGUGUUCUCAAUCAAUAUUUAUAUGUACCUUUGUAUGAGAUUCUGCAUGGGGUUCACUUUGAUUGCCGCUAGCUCUGCGUUUAACACCUACUGUAUUGAACUAUUGGGCGGCAAAUGGGUGACCAUCAUCGGCGUAGGAAAAGGCGUGUUUUGGACCAUAGGUUACAUCACAACGCCCCUUUUGGCCUACUACAUUCAAGACUGGAUCUACUUGCAAUCAGUCAUCAGUGUGGGAGCCUUGUCCAUGGCUGUGGUGUUCUUCUUCGUUCCGGAGAGUCCAAAGUGGUUUCUAGCCGUUGGGAAAUUGGACCAAGCAGAACGCGCUCUGAGACAAGGAGCCAAUAUCAAUGGCUUGGUUUGGAAAGAGGAUACAGUUCUUUUUAGAACAUCCAAGGACGAUGAGAAGGCGUCCAUCUUUACUGGAUUCUAUCACCUUCUGGCCACGCCUAACAUGAGAAAAAAGGCACUGAUUCAGUUUUACUUGUGGUUCACUUGCUCAUUGGUGUAUUACGCCUUAACAUUAAACGUUGGUACCCUUUUCCCCGGCAACACCUAUAUCAACUUCUUCAUCUCCGGACUUAUCGAGCUACCCGUCCUGCCCCUGGUCAUUGUCAUUCUUUUAUAUUUAGGCCGCAGGGGUCUCCUAUCCCUUGGCUUACUCUUCUCGGCUAUAUUCAUGGGCGUGACACUAGUGGUACCCGCUGGUACAGCCUCCAUAGUUACGGGCCUCCUGGGCAAGUUCUGCAUUACCGGUUGCUUCUUCACCCUGCACAUGUUUGCCAAUGAAAUGUUCCCCACCGUAGUACGAAAUACGGGUUACGGGGCCUCCAACAUGUGCGCCAGAUUUGCAUCGAUUUUAGCGCCCAUUUUUGGACGGGAAUUGGGACGGGAUAUCCCUUUAGUGGUCUUUGGUGUGCUCUCUCUAAUUGGUUCAGUUCUGGUUCUUUUUCUACCAGAGACGAAGAACAAGAAACUACCCGAUUCUUUGGAGGAAGGAGAGGAGUUCGGCAAGGUUCAAAAAUUCUUUUCAAUUUAAUACGUUCAUUUUUAUUUUCAACUUUAAUGAUUGUUUACGGCGGAAGAUCAAUACACUCUAUCUAUACAA
Tigriopus californicus is the source of this 2031-nucleotide messenger RNA. Its product is annotated as organic cation transporter protein-like. The record is from RefSeq and is a predicted model, not a curated record. Gene Ontology annotation, biological process: transmembrane transport. The transcript is spliced from 8 exons. Lineage: Eukaryota; Metazoa; Arthropoda; Copepoda; Harpacticoida; Harpacticidae. Bases 352 to 1962 code for a protein of 536 amino acids. Gene Ontology annotation, molecular function: transmembrane transporter activity. Gene Ontology annotation, cellular component: membrane.